UUUCCGUAAUGAAUGAGAAGCUGCGUUAUUUGGCAAAAUAUGUGCCGUCCGAAUUUUGUCGAAUAGUGCGUGACUUUAAUGAAAUAAGCAAUUGGAAAUCAACAGAGUUCCGACAAUUUUUGCUAUAUACAGGUAUAUUUGUUUUAAAAGACUGCAUUGAUGAAUGCCUGUACUAUCAUUUUCUUUUGCUUCAUGUCGGAAUUCGACUUCUUUCAUAUGAGCAGUCAGAAGAACACCAAUUAAAUGUAGCUGACAAAAUUUUGCAAGAAUUUGUUUUCAAGUAUACACGGCGAACACUUAAUCAGUUUUAAUGUACACGCCUUAUUACAUUUAACUGACUGCGUAAGACGGUUUGGCGCGAUUGAUAAUUUCUCCGCAUAAAGUUUGAGAAUUAUAUGCAAACAUUGAAGAAAAUGAUAAAAAAGCCGGAUAAGGUAUUGCAGCAAUUAAAAAAUAGAUAUUAUUAGAGAAAGAAUAUGUAUGCAGCUUCUAGUAAAGCUUCAAAAUUUGGGGUAUUUUCGUUAGAUUUUAAAAAACAUAAGGAUAGCUUUUGUUAUUCAGAGAAAACAGGGCCAAUAAAACUCAUUGGCGAAAAAAUAGAGGGCGAUGUUUUUAUAUGCCUUCUUUUUUCUGAGACUUACGAUUAUUUUCAAGAGCUUCUGCAAAUUUAGACUUACGAUUAUUUUCAAGUUGCUUCUGCAGAUUUAGGCAUACUUGUAGGUAAAGUUUCAUAAAAUGAGGUAGUUCUAAGUAGAUUAGAUAUUAAAUAUAAGUAUUUUUCCAUACCUAUAGAUGAUAAAAUUCUUUUAGUUCCACUCAUUCAUCACCUGUUUUAUGAUUUUUCAUAUAAUGAAUUUCGAUGACCUUGUGGAAGAAAUCGAUUCCGAAGUGGAAUGCUCACAACCGUUGGGCCCCCAAAGAGGAUGUACUGAACAUAAAUAUUUUUAAUUUCUUAAUAAUAUGUUUUUACAGAUAAAGUGUUUAAAAAAAAAUGUCUUACAAUCUCGUUUGCGCUCCUCCAGCAGAACCAUCACAAAUUGUGGUACCGUCACCAUCGUCUGGCGGCCAUGCAGAUAUAAUCCAGAAGCUGGAUGCCAUUGAGACCCGUCUCUCUGCCAUUGAAAAGUGCCUAACAGGCAAAAUGCCAGAGAAGGCCGAGGUGCAGGCGCAAAGUAAAUUAUUGCACGAAUGCCGCGUCAUAGCGGCAAAGGCGCACCAUUCAAUUAGCCGCAUCACCGGUGAUUUGGAGGACGAGCAUUAUGUGGAGCUCGCUUCGAAACUGCCCAUGUCAUCGGAAGAGCACGUGCGCUUCGUGGAAGACAAACUUUCACAAAAGGAAAGCACGGAAGCUAUGGUAAAUAUUUCAUGCGGCUAA
This is a messenger RNA of Bactrocera neohumeralis, 1375 nucleotides long. RefSeq lists its product as uncharacterized. The transcript is spliced from 4 exons. The coding region runs from base 992 to 1375 and encodes 127 amino acids. NCBI's taxonomy places the organism in Eukaryota, Metazoa, Arthropoda, Insecta, Diptera, Tephritidae. The record is from RefSeq and is a predicted model, not a curated record.